AUGGCGCACCAAAGAAUGCCUCGUGAUCAACGUUCGUGCGCUCGUUCAACGAUCAAAAAUACAGAUGGCGACAAAUCCGUCUCUGGGAUUUCUCCUGGCACUCUAAUUUUGUUGUCGUACGUACUGGCUUCAAUGAUUCUUGUGAUGGGCGCUGCAGAAGCGCUCGGUGAAUCUACAAAUCCCCUCCCCGAAGACGAAGAGGAUAUGUUCCACCCAUCCAUGAAUUUACUUCUUUACGGGAAAAGAAAUCUACCCGCGACUUCAUUUGGAGAAAACUUCAAGCCACAAGCCGACUUUUAUGGAGGUUCCGAAAGUCGAAUAGAAAAGCUCAUAAACUUGGUAUAUUACAUUUGA
This is a messenger RNA of Helobdella robusta, 354 nucleotides long. RefSeq lists its product as hypothetical. The coding region runs from base 1 to 354 and encodes 117 amino acids. The record is from RefSeq and is a predicted model, not a curated record. NCBI's taxonomy places the organism in Eukaryota, Metazoa, Annelida, Clitellata, Rhynchobdellida, Glossiphoniidae. The transcript has a single exon.